Molecule: messenger RNA, 1714 nt
Organism: Tetranychus urticae (two-spotted spider mite)
Lineage: Eukaryota; Metazoa; Arthropoda; Arachnida; Trombidiformes; Tetranychidae
Product: ribonuclease P protein subunit p40
Biological process (GO): tRNA 5'-leader removal; endonucleolytic cleavage in ITS1 to separate SSU-rRNA from 5.8S rRNA and LSU-rRNA from tricistronic rRNA transcript (SSU-rRNA, 5.8S rRNA, LSU-rRNA)
Cellular component (GO): ribonuclease MRP complex; multimeric ribonuclease P complex
Molecular function (GO): ribonuclease P activity; ribonuclease MRP activity
Source: RefSeq, a predicted model, not a curated record
CUUAGCUGAGACAGCAAACAGCUGACGGAGAAAGAAGUGAGCUUGUUCUUCCCUUUAAAGUUCUUGGUUAAUUUUGUUUAUUUUUAAUUGCUCUAGGAGUGAAUUUGUUUAUUGUAGCUUCUAAUUAGUUUUGUACAUCCCCUUUCCUGGCAGGAUUGAAACCAUGUCUUGGCUCAAAUUUCCAUCAGUCAAAUCAUCUGUGGUUAUUGAUACUUCAAUACCUCUGCAAAGUCUUCUAGAUGAUCCUAAAUACAAUAAAACGAUUCUCAACCAUCCUAUGAAUCAGACUCUACAAAUAAUGAUACCACACAAUCCAAAUAAACCAAAGGACCCUUCAGAAAGAGUUGGACCUAGAAUGGAGCCAAUCUCGUAUCCUAUUUUGAGUAAAAUCAAUUCUGGAUUUGGACUAGGAACUAAGGAUGAUCCGUAUAACUAUUUCAUUGUCAAAAACAUACCUGUACACCUUUUAAUUCAUCCUGUGCUUAUUGAAUACUAUGUGAAAAAAGGUUAUCUCUAUGCUCUUUCAAUCGACACUCAAGUUCAUCUUGAUGAUUGUGUUGCACUUUCAUCAAAAACUUUAACUCUCUCACUCACUGAAUCCACUUAUCGGCGCCUUAAUUUGACUGGUACAAAAUCUCUCUUGGUUAGAAACAAGAAAAUUAUGCAAAAAUAUAUCGUGAAUAUCAAGUUGUCAUAUGCUCAAAAUCUGGAAGCUGAAAAGCGUAAUUAUCAGCGAACAUUUCGAUAUCUUCGAAACUGUAAUUUGAAAUUUGAUUUGCUGAUGAAAUGGGAACCAAAUCCACAAGCCACUAAAAAUCUUUCUCCAUCUUCAUUAUUAAAAUUUUUUGAACAUUUAAAAUGUACGCCAGGAAUGAGAGGAGGCUAUUUACUAUGCGAGAUUGAAGUUAAUCAAAUUCAUCUUCAUCUAUGUCAACCAUCUAUCAAAAUAUUUGACCGCUCAAAUAUUCAAGCUCCUAAAGAUCUGGUUCAGUUUCAAGAACCAAUGGCCGAUGAAUCUGCAAUAAAAGAUGAUACUCAUUUAGACGAAGUAAAUGAAAUGUCUACUAAGUCAAAGAAACAAUCUCCUGAGGAUUGUCCAGUUUUAGAUACAAUUGAUUGGAUUGGAAGUAUAUUUACUGGAGUUGAAAUGACCCAAAGUCUAGUUGAUCCUGAAAUCACUUCCUUCUAUCUACCUGAAAGUGAUACUAGCUUACUUAAACAAUUACUGUGCAUUCAAAUGAGUGGUUUUUUUACACCGAACGAUGUUCGUAAUUUAUUACUCGAACUAGCCAAACUAGUAAAGACUAACGACCCUGAUGAGGUUCCAUUUGUUUCGCUAAUAGUACAUGGAUUUGAUCAUUGUUGCGUCUCAUGGGAUGAAAAGUGCAAUGAACAUGGAGCCAAGAUUAAUGGGGAAAAUCAUUAUGGAAUCGUCCUUAGACAAUGUGAUAACAAUCUUAUUUGGCGAAUCGCUGAAGAAUACGACUUUGGUAUAGAAAAGCUUUGAUUCAACGUAUCUUCUAAGCUGCAAUUUCCAUUCAAUACUUUUGUAUCUUUACUUCAUUAUGCUGCAUUUCCCAUCAUUUUGACUACAAUACAAUUUGACAUUGCUGCAUAAUCAUAUGCAAUAGUAUAAUCGAUAAUAACUUUUCUACUAAUCGUAAAAUUGAUUGUUUUCUACUUUUAAUAAAUUAUUUGCUUUACGAGUCUUUUA